Talaromyces proteolyticus is the source of this 1629-nucleotide messenger RNA. Its product is annotated as histidine permease. Gene Ontology annotation, cellular component: membrane. Gene Ontology annotation, biological process: amino acid transmembrane transport. Gene Ontology annotation, molecular function: amino acid transmembrane transporter activity. Bases 1 to 1629 code for a protein of 542 amino acids. The record is from RefSeq and is a predicted model, not a curated record. The transcript has a single exon. NCBI's taxonomy places the organism in Eukaryota, Fungi, Ascomycota, Eurotiomycetes, Eurotiales, Trichocomaceae.
AUGGCUCACGACAAGGAGAACCAACCAGAGACAGCACUCUCUCCGCACGCCACCGAAACAGGCGACAUGACUGACUACUACAUGCAACCUGUGGGCAGUGAUUCGGGACUGGCUCGGUCGCUCGAAUCGCGCCAUCUACUCAUGUUCUCAGUAGGAGCCUCUAUUGGAAUGGGCCUUUGGCUGGGGUCUGGUUCGUCCCUAAUUGACGGCGGUCCGGCUGCCAUUUUUCUUGGGUACUGUAUAGCUGGGUCAAUUGCCUGGGCGCUCAAUCAAGCCAUUGGAGAGCUAGCUGUCCUCUAUCCCUUGGCCUCUGCUUUCCCGCAAUGGACGCGCAAGUUCAUCGAUGCUGCCCCGGCCUUUACUGUUGGCUGGGCUUAUUGGUUUUCGGCUUCGAUUACGCUGGCAAAUGAACUUCAAGGUGUCGUUACUGUCCUCAGUUUUUGGACAGACAAAGUACCCAAAGCAGCCUGGCUUUCUAUAUUUCUGGUCGUUAUUCUCCUUAUCAAUGUUUGUGCCGUCCGGGUAUUUGGUGAAGUUGAGGCGGCAAUGUCCACUAUUAAACUGUUUUGGAUCAUCAUUGUGAUCAUCACCUGUAUCGUGAUAAGUGCAGGCGGGGCACCAAACCACCACAAGACCGGCUUUGAAUAUUGGAACUCAAUGCCUUUUACCCACGGCUUUAAAGGGUUUCUUUCUGUGAUGAGCACAUGCAUAUUUGCCAUGGGAGGCUCUGAGAUGGGAGGCAUUGUUGCGGCCGAAGCCCGCAACCCUAAGAGAUCUGUUCCGCGGGCCGUUAAUACCAUCUGGCUUCGUCUGAGCGCGUUCUAUAUUAUCGGCUCCUUAGUCGUAACCAUUACUGUUUCUCCCAAGGACAAGGAUUUAUUCGGCGGCCAAGGCAUUAAUGCCAGCCCUUUUGUCAUCGCCUUCCGGAAUGCUGGGGUUCCUGGACUUGCACACGCCAUGAAUGCCGUGAUAUUUAUCAGUGUGCUCUCGUCUGGCAAUGCCCAAGCAUACAUCGCUACACGUACUUUGGUUGGUCUAGCAAAUAUUAACAUGGCCCCUCAAAUUUUCGGAAAAUGUGACCGAGUAGGGCGCCCGUGGGCGGCGAUUGUGCUUACUUUUCUCAUUGGUGGUGGACUUAGUUAUCUCAAUGUCAGCGAGUCCGGCGCGACUAUUUUUGGCUGGUUUUCUAGUCUCACAGCGCUCUGUAUCCUUUACCUUUGGGGCACGAUAUUCCUCUGCCAUAUCAGGUUUCGACUGGCAUGGAAAGAACAAAAGCGCUCCAUAAACGAUUUGCCAUGGAGGACCUGGACAUGGCCAUGGGGCUCAAUUUACGGCUUGACGUGGUGUCUGCUGCUUGUCAUAGUCGAGUUUUACUUAGCUGUUUGGCCUCUUGGAGAAAGCUCAAGUGCAAAGAACUUCUUUGCGAACUAUAUAUCCGUUGUUGCCAUUGUUAUUUUGUUCAUCGCCUCUAAGAUCUACUAUCGCGGGUCGUUCUGGAUCAAAGCAGCGGAUAUCGACCUAGACACUGGUCGCAGGUAUUAUGUCGAUGAUACUGUUGACGCAACAGAACCUCGCAGUAGGUUCAGAUUCAAUAUUCUCAAGGUCCUUGCCGGAGAUUCAAAAUUUUAA